CCCCCGUUCUUUCCCCCACUCAGACAAAUUUUCUCCGGCCUUCCGCUCAACUGUUCACUUCAUGUUCUUUCUCUCCACUCAAGCGCUCUCUAUCUGGCGGCGCGACCCAUUUGUUCUUUUGGAUCUUUCCUUGUGUAACGGGCAUGUCGCACUACUGCUGAGGCUAUAUUGAUCUCACCUAUAAGUGAACAAUAUGCGGUGGAUUAGUUUGUCCAUUGAUGUGUUUCGUCAAGUUAUCUCCUUGAAUUUGUAUUGUAGGGUUAUUCUGUAAAUGAUCUCAGUUGUCCUUAUUAAACCAGAAUUACCUCUUGAUUCUUUUGAUCUCGUUUAACAAGAUUUCAAUGGGGUCCAAUCACUUCUCUUUCAUUGCUUCUAAUAUCUAUAUGAUCAGCUGAGAAUUAUUUAUGGUCUUAAGCAGUUUUAAGUUCAUUCCUCUGACACCUCGUCUCUUGCCAGUACAUCUUGUAGUUCCUUCAGAUUUGAUUUUGAAACUGAUUCAAGGUGCAAAAGAAAUUAUGGUGUGCCAAGCAGCAAGCCAGACAAGAUUCCGGGCUUUAAAACAUGAAAAUGGCAUAGCAGGGACACCAACCAUUGUAGUUAGGGUGAUAGCAUGCUUUCAACCUUUGCAAAAUUGUCAGGCUGAGUACUUCCGUCACUUGCUUAAACCAGUUACGUAGAUUGAUAGUACGUUUUCAAUAGUACGUGAGGCUGGAGUUUGAAUAUUUUGAUUCAUUAUUUUGGUUUCUAAAAGUGUGGACGUUGAAGAUUCAUUACAAUCAGUUUUCUGAUUAUUGAAUUAGCUGGAUGUUUACAGCCUACGAUUUUCAGCAUUCUCAGCACCAUUAUCUGUGGGAUUCUCCUCGCUCAAAUGACAGUACUGCUGUUCCAGAUACAGGGACUUCAGCUUUUGGGCUUCUUCAUUUUAAAACGGACCAACUUGAUGGAGUUCGGGGACCUUUCCAAUGGUUGCCUCCUCAAAAGGAGAGCUCGUCUCCCACAGCAGCUCCACAUUUUGAAGAAUCUCAACGUGCUUUUGGUCAUGGACAUGGUGUCGAACCUACAUUCAAGGAUGUAUCUGCAUCCGCUCAUAAGAAGUUUCUCAUUUUUGAUCAAUCUGGGGAUCAAGUUAGAUUGAUCUCGAGAUCUUUUCGUUCACCUUACCAAGAUCAGAUUAUCAUGCCCAUGACACCAGUUGAUUUUCACGAUUUGCAAGGUGAAGCAGGACAAUCACAGAUAAUGAAGCCUCCUCCGCAUACUGAGCACCAUCCGCAUACUGAGCACCAUGUAAAGAGUGAAGGAGGUGACAUGCGUGAGGACACAGAAGAAAUCAAUGCGUUGCUCUACUCUGAUAGCUUCCCUGGGAAUGAUGAUGAUGUUGAUGGUGAAGAUGAUGACCUGACUAGCACCGGGCAUUCACCUUUUACAAUCAUAGGUGGCAUCGAGAUGCAUGAGAAGGUUUGGGAACUUACUGAGGAAGUUGGUAGCACUGAUGGUUCAACUAAAAGGCAUAAAUUGCUUGAUGGUGGUUACAAGAAAUCAUCGUUAGUGGACACUGCAGAUCCAUUGAAAUUGGCUAAAUUUUGCAAUGAUGAUAACCAUGUGGAGACAAAUUGUGCCAAAGGUGGGGACCUCAAUGAGGAGAUGGACUCCAAUAUCAACACAACGCAAAAGCGGGCCAAAAUUUGCAAGACGUUGAGAAUUCUUGAAAGUAUAGUUCCUGGAGCAGAGAAUAAAGAUCCAAUCUUGAUCAUUGAUGAUGCAAUAAAUUACUUGAUAUCAUUGAGGGAGAAAGCUGAAGCUUUGGGCUUGGCCACCCUGAAGUGCAGUGCUCCCGUCAACAGUAGUACAUUUCGGGUGCUUUUUUACUGAGGCAGUACGAUCAAGGGAUAAGUUGAUCUCGUCUCUUUUGACUGAAAGGGAUGGAUAGGUGGUUUUUGCUGUGUGAAGCUUUUGUGAUCUUGUUAAAGCUAUAGUGCAGUUUGCUUUAAAAAGCCAAUAGAGGAAAAGCUUAAUGAGGUGAAAAUUUUCAUCUUUGCUUACAGGAGGUGAAGAAAACUGGGGCUAUAAUUGCCGGGUAGAAAUGAUUGUUCAUUUGCU
This is a messenger RNA of Coffea arabica (coffee), 2097 nucleotides long. The record is from RefSeq and is a predicted model, not a curated record. Lineage: Eukaryota; Viridiplantae; Streptophyta; Magnoliopsida; Gentianales; Rubiaceae.